Molecule: messenger RNA, 744 nt
Organism: Fulvia fulva
Lineage: Eukaryota; Fungi; Ascomycota; Dothideomycetes; Mycosphaerellales; Mycosphaerellaceae
Exons: 2
Coding region: 1-744 (247 amino acids)
Source: RefSeq, a predicted model, not a curated record
AUGUCGGCACAAGACACAACGGCACGCAUCCGCGGCACAGUGGCGAGACAGCUGAGAAACGACUACCCCUACAUGAAAAGUGCAACGCUGCAGAAGAUGCUCGACACUAUGACAGCGCAACUGUACAGGCAGAUCGACGAGCAGGAGACGGAGCUCGCGGCAACCAAAGCGCGUGCCAACUUCUUCAUGUUAUCGGCCGAGCUACGUAACUCGAUCUAUGGAAUGGCUGUAGUAUCAAGCUACUCCCUGUCUACCAAAGCCAGGAAGAAGCGAGGAGACGGCAACGUAACGAUGUGGACCACUCGCUUCCAGUCUCCAGCACUCCUCAGUACCUCUCGCCAGAUCAGGCAGGAAGCGCUACCGGUUUUCUGGGGUCUGAACACUUUUAAGAUCAGGGUCAUUGUCAGUAGUCCCGAAGCACUUCUCAACGACAUGGAACUACACGACUUGAGAAUUUGGAAGAAGGUAGUCGGCGACGUGCACUUCAACAUGAUCAAGAAGCUGGAAAUCAAGAUGCUGUUACUCCUCACCGACCGCGAUAUCAAGGCGUGUGGCGAAGACAUUUGCGAGAGAGCAGGCGCCACGGCCAAGCAGUUGAAGACAGACCUGGAGAUGCAGCACUGGGACAAGAGCGUUAUCUUGCAAGCCUUUGCACUAAAGGAUCUCGGCCUGUCGCCAUCCAAAGUCAAGCUCACUAUGAAGGGUCCCGAGGAAUGGAACGAUUAUGAUUUGACCAGUCCGUAA